AUGGCGGAAUAUCAGAAAAUAGAUGCAGACUAUUCGGAUCACUCGGCGACGGCCAAAUCAAAUUACUACCGCAAAGAGGAACACCUGGAGAUCGACCUAUUCCAAAGGGAGGCAGAUCUGCAUCAUCGUCGCCUGACCUGCUCGAGAAAUCCCGGUCACGAAAACUUUAUCCCGAUCCCAGAUUUAACCUUAGAUUGUUUCCCGGAAGCGUUACGUCACCAGGAGGUCCUUGAUUACGUCGUUGCUUUCAGUAAACUUGUUGUCAGGUUAAAGGUGAAACACACAAGCGGUGACAGGCCAAAGAACGACCCGUUUCAAAACUUCAUUGGGCGAGACGUCUUGCGAGGUGCCACAGGAUGUGUGAUUGGCGAAGUGGACAUGAUCAACAUCGAAGAGUUCCCUUGCAGGGAUGACGGUUGCCUUUUACAGGGAUGUGUUCACAGCGUGUACGGAUUUAUCGACGUACUCACCAACUGCCACGUAGUUCACGAUGCAAAAGAGGCGCGGUUUACAGAGGUGGAGUUCUUCUUCGACGCGCCUGACAGAUUCAGUGUUGUAACUUUGAAAGGUCAUGAAGUGAAGCGAAUCAGCCGAGAUGAGGAACGGGUUGUUGUUCGAUGUGUCACCCAUGAUAUUGAUUUCCUCAAGAAACUGUAUCACUUGGUGGAGACAGCAAAAAGCCUGGGUUUGGCAAUUCCCAGAUCGGUGAAGGAUUCUUCAAUGACGGAUUUUGCCAUAAUCGUAUCCCACCCUCAUGGAUCAGUUAAGGGGUUCUCCAUUGGGAGGCUUUUGGAAUACAGGAAAACUCCAGAGAAAACAGGAAUGUUGAAAAGGUUCCUACGGCAGGCGGCGGGGAAACGCCCCUGUCUGCGUGUCACGACAUAUACCACUCCCACUUGCCCCGGUUGCACAGGUGCGCCCGUGGUCACAGGAUACGACGAUGGUUGGGGUUGGUGGUCGCUUUCUCAUAGUACCGCUGAUCUGAACUCUGGGAUAAACAUGGCUUUCUCUGAUUAA
Candidula unifasciata is the source of this 1017-nucleotide messenger RNA. The record is from the annotation of a GenBank genome assembly. NCBI's taxonomy places the organism in Eukaryota, Metazoa, Mollusca, Gastropoda, Stylommatophora, Geomitridae.